This is a messenger RNA of Acanthoscelides obtectus, 2093 nucleotides long. The record is from the annotation of a GenBank genome assembly. Lineage: Eukaryota; Metazoa; Arthropoda; Insecta; Coleoptera; Chrysomelidae.
CGGUUGACAUCUACACGCAACCUCGCCGGAAAUGUUCUUUGGGAAAUGUCAGUCGUCAGUGGAAUUGAAAUAUGAAAUGUCAAGCGUUUGUUUUGCUGGUAUACAGGUUUUGAUAUUUGUUUUUGCCGUUGUUUAUAAAAUGUUGUAAUCGGGAGAUUUUUCAGUUUCAAAUAUGUUUUUUGCAUUGGACUAAAAUUUCCCAGUCCAUGUAAACAAGACAUAGAAGUGGAAUUUUGACCUAUAUCAAGCCAGCAGCUGAUCAUUCCAAAAGAUUUUUCGUUUAUAUCAGGAGAAAAUUUCAUAAAUCCACAAAAUGUCCUACCUAGGCUCUCCAUAUUCAAACUCGUACAAUCAGGAAUUUGAUUACACUGAUGAAAGGUACCUAGAUGAAGAACCUGAACGUGAAGAUGAAUUGCAAGAUGAAAGUGAUGAAGAUACUGAAGAUGCAAGUGAAACAGAUACAGGAAGACAAGAGGAACCCUUAGAGAUCAAAGAGCAGAUGUACCAGGAUAAACUGGCAACACUAAAGAAAAAACUGCAACAACUUAAGGACGGCACUCAUCAUGACUACAAUAAGAAAGUGAAAAAAUUAGAGUACCAGUAUAAGGAGCGCUUACGAUUGAAUACAUUGUAUAAAGAGUACUUGAUGGAGUGUGUUGAAAGAGACUAUAUUCAAGAGAAAAAAGCUGCAGCUAGAGAGUUUGAGGAAAAAAAGAUUGAUUUGAAAGAGACACUUAUAUCAGACUUAGAAGAUAAGAAAAGAACUGUUGAAGUAGAAAGGUACUCUAUGGAAUUGACAGGCGAUUCCAUGGAAGUAAAACCAGUAAUGACCAGAAAACUGAGGCGGAGACCAAAUGACCCUAUACCUCUUCCAGAAAAGAGACGUAAAGCACCCACAGCUCAGAUUACUUAUUUGUUAGAUGAAAAAGAUGUGGAGAAUGAUUUAAGGCUUAUAAACAAGGGCAAACUACCCACACCAAUCAGAACUAAAUCAGAGAGUUGUUCUAGCAGCCCUGGACAAGCCUUAGCUUUACAGCCUAUAUCAGAGGUAUCCCUAAUUGAGACAAGAAUUGAAGAUGGUAAACUCCUCUAUGAAAAGAGAUGGUAUCAUAGAGGACAAUCAAUAUUUGUUGAAGGCAGGGAUUUGCCAAAAUUCCCAGGAAACAUAUCUGCAAUUGGGAAUGAUGCAAUUUGGGUUAAGAAAUCUGAUGGAUCAAAAAUCAGAAUUUAUAUUUCAUAUCUGGCUAAAGGAAAGAUCUCUAUUAAGAGGAGAGCUUCUUAAAUUCUGUAUUAAGUCUUGUAUUAUUAUAUAUCUCUAUUUUGUAAAUACUUUACCUAUAUUAUAUUAUAAUAUAAAUGUUAUUUCUUGUCAUACAAACCUAUACAAAAUCCAACUUUCCAAACUUAAAUCCACAAUACUUGCAACUCAUCUAUUUGAGUGUCUAAUUUUAAUUUUCACUGAUGGUAAUACUGAUAUUCAGUAGCAUAUCAGAACUAUAAGUAUUGGUUAAAAUUUAUUUAAUUCUUAGCACACAUGAAAUGCAGUGAGCAGAUAUCAGCAUGUUGUUCUAUUUUUUUUUUUCAGAAAACCAAUUAACUGUAUUCCUGGAACAGAUAUACCCUAUUUCACGAGUAUCCAUCACAGUAGAAUGACAGGUGAUUAUUUACUAAUAUCUCAAAAUUCCCCAUACCGGCACAAGACACAAUUCUGACGGAUCCGUCAAGAUCAGGUAGUCAGAGCCGUAUUUUGUUUUGUUUUUUUGUAAGCUCCAGAUGUCCUUGCUAAAAGCUCUUUUAUUUAGAUAAGUUCAUUUGUUUACAAAAAACAAAACGCUGCAAACAGGUUUUACACAAAUAUGUCACUUGCUGAUUGGCUGUUCACCUCAGUAGGCGUCAAUGCGUGAUGGAUACUCGUGAAAUAGGGUAUAAGUAUAUAUUGUCAAUGUCAGUCUUUGUACUUUGAAAAAGAUCGCAGACGUGGCCAAAACAUUAGCAAAGAGUCGUUCCUAUAUAUGUUGUUUAAUUUUACCAGAAAAACAAGUUUUAUUAUAAUUUUGUUGAAAAAUAAAACGAUAAUUCACAUGAGGAAUAGA